Molecule: messenger RNA, 1503 nt
Organism: Leptopilina heterotoma
Lineage: Eukaryota; Metazoa; Arthropoda; Insecta; Hymenoptera; Figitidae
Product: lanC-like protein 2
Exons: 10
Coding region: 171-1409 (412 amino acids)
Biological process (GO): peptide modification; carbohydrate metabolic process
Cellular component (GO): plasma membrane
Source: RefSeq, a predicted model, not a curated record
AAAAGGAUAAAAGUAAAAAGUAUUAUAAUUAAAAUUCUAACCUAAAAAUUUGACAGAUAAUAUUUUCUAUGCCUCAAAAUCAAAAGUAAACAGUAAUUUUUUUAUUAAAAAGAUUUAAAUAAGGGAAAAUUGUUUUUGAUAUUAUUACGUCUUCGAGAAAUUUCUUAAAAAUGGGUGAAAGAAGUUUGACUGUCGUCGACGAUGGUCGUCACUACUGUAAUGAAUUUCCAGAUUUUUCCAUAAAAACUGCAACGUCAAUAAUCGAUCUCAAUAAACAGGAAUUUCAGGACACGUUCAAAGAAAAAUUGUCAGAGAAGAUAAAAGACUUGGUACAAAAAUUUGAGAAGAACAAAAAAAAAUGGUACAGCAUUGACGAUCAAUCGGUUUACACUGGAUUAUCUGGCAUCGCAAUGAUGUUUAACUACUAUGGAAAUAAUUUCGAUGAUCCAAUUUAUAUUUCCAAAGCAGCCGAAAUGGUUCACAGUUGUGUUUCUAAAUUGAACUCCAGAAGACAAGUAACUUUCUUAAUCGGAAGUGCUGGACCACUGUCUUUGGGAGCUGUUUUUUAUGACAAAAUCGAUAAAGAAGAAUCUCGUGCAAUGCUUUUAAAAUUAAAAUCAUUGUCGGACUAUGUUUUGGAGGAGAAUGAACAUUUGCCGGACGAAUUGCUUUAUGGCAGAGCUGGAUACUUGUAUUGUCUUUUGUUUGUUAACAAAAAUAUAACGCCUUCGCCAUUUGAUGAUUCUCUUAUUAAACAGGUGGUGCAAUCGAUUUUAAAGUCUGGUAGAGUUUAUUCAGAGCGACAGUCCAGCGAAUCGCCAUUAAUGUACGCUUGGCAUGAUUCCGAAUAUCUUGGUGGAGCUCAUGGUUUAGGAGGAAUUUUAUAUUUGUUACUACAAGCUCGUGAAUAUUUGACAGACAGCGAGUUGAAAAACGAAAUUGAACCAUCUUUAAAGUUUCUGCAGAAAUUGAAGUUUCCUUCUGGUAAUUUCCCUUCGUCUUUGGGAAGGGAAUCUGAUAAAUUAAUUCACUGGUGUCAUGGCGCUCCUUCUAUGACCAUGUUAUUUACCUUAGCAUACAAGAUUUUUGGAAACGAGGAUUAUCAGAAAACUGCCCUGGAGUGUGGAGAAGUAAUAUGGAAACGAGGACUAUUAAAAAAAGGUUGUGGAAUAUGUCAUGGUACUGCUGGAAAUGCUUAUUCCUUUUUAAAUCUCUAUCAAGAGACCAAGGAUGUGAAAUAUUUAUACAGAGCAUGCAAGUUUGCAGAGUGGUGCUUUGAUUACGAGGCACAUCAAACAAAAAAUUCCGAUCGUCCUUUCUCACUAUUUGAAGGAUCGGCAGGAACAAUUUACUUUCUUAUCGAUUUACAAAAUCCACUGCAUGCGAAAUUUCCCGGUUUUACUUUAUAAAAGUCACUAUCAUAAAAUGGUACGAUACUUUGAAAGUAUUAAAUAAUUUUUAAACCAGUUUUUUAAUACAAAAAUAAAAAUAGAAUACAUAGAA